This is a messenger RNA of Trypanosoma theileri, 1044 nucleotides long. RefSeq lists its product as uncharacterized. The transcript has a single exon. Bases 1 to 1044 code for a protein of 347 amino acids. Lineage: Eukaryota; Euglenozoa; Kinetoplastea; Trypanosomatida; Trypanosomatidae. The record is from RefSeq and is a predicted model, not a curated record. Gene Ontology annotation, molecular function: protein binding.
AUGACUGACCCCGUGCGCCGUGACCCUACGGAGUUUCUUCGUGUUCUCCGUCGCAUGUCGAGGACAACCUCUUGGCAAAAAACAAUGUUAUUUGCUUCUAAAGGUCGAAUGGUUGGAUAUCGACUCACACAAGAACAUUACAAUACGGUUCUCUUCUCACAAUCUAUGUGGGGAAGGGCAUUAGAGAUUGUACGAGUGAUGCGGGCUAUGCAGGAAGACCGUAUACAACCAAAUGGAGCCACUUAUUAUUAUAUUGUUAAUGGUAUGGCUAAUGCUGAUCAUGGUUGGAAUUAUGAUUUUAAAAUUAAUCAUCGUUUAGAAAAGAUACAACAUUGGCGUGUAGCCUUAGAAGCUCUUGAAGCAUGUGAAGUGAAUGGGUUUGAUUCAACAGAUACCAUGCAUAAUUCUGCUGUUAUUACAAUGGUGAUUCCUGGUUUUAAUAGAUGGGAACAAGCGAGCAAGUUGCUCGAUAAAAUGCUACGUGAGGAUCGUCGAAUGCAUCCGACAAUGGUAAAGUUUUAUCAUGAUUGUCUUAUUCGAAAUAUGCGACCUCGUGAGGCGAGUAAUCUCAUCCGUCUGGCCGCAGAACACGGUGUACAGGGAUAUGAAGAUAAAUGGGAAGUAGAUGUCUAUAAAGGACGUCCUUAUGAAAGUGAAGUGGAAGAAAUGAAAAAGGAAAUUAAAGAAGGGGGUAUGGCUAUUCACAAAGAUAUGGAUGAAAAAGAAAAAGAGGAAGCGGAAGCUAAAAUACGUGCCGCAUUAUAUCUACGUGAAGAUCAGAAACUCUUACCAGAGGAAUUACAUAAAUAUUUAGAAGAGGAAUCUUUACAAAACAUCACAGCAGAACGUUCUUUACCUGUUCCCUUCUCUGCUGGUCUUCAUUCCACUGAAGUGAAUAGUGUUUUCCGUCCACGUGUGUACAGGCAGCUUUGGUAUAAAUGGCAUCACAUUGCGAACCGGUACCGCCCAACAGCCACGUUGAAAAGACGACAGUUGGCACCGCGGGAUUCACCAACAGGUAUUCCAGGAUUUAAUCGCAUCUAA